Molecule: messenger RNA, 2454 nt
Organism: Drepanopeziza brunnea f. sp. 'multigermtubi' MB_m1
Lineage: Eukaryota; Fungi; Ascomycota; Leotiomycetes; Helotiales; Drepanopezizaceae
Biological process (GO): protein polyubiquitination; ubiquitin-dependent protein catabolic process
Cellular component (GO): cytoplasm
Molecular function (GO): protein binding; ubiquitin protein ligase activity
Source: RefSeq, a predicted model, not a curated record
AUGGCGAGCAACAGCAGGAUGGAUUCGAGCCUGCCGCAGCAGCCCAACUUGCGAUUAACCAUAAUUGCGGCCGAUGGUUUAUACAAGCGCGAUGUCUUUAGAUUUCCAGAUCCCUUCGCUGUGGCGACCCUCGGCGGCGAACAGACCAAGACGACCACAGUGAUCAAGAGAACCCUGAACCCAUACUGGAAUGAGUGUUUCGACCUUCGCGCCAAUGAGGACAGCAUACUGGCAGUUCAGAUAUUUGACCAGAAGAAGUUCAAAAAGAAGGAUCAGGGAUUUCUGGGUGUCAUCAAUGUUCGAGUUGGAGAUGUAGUCGACUUCUCAGUCAAGGCAGAUGAAAUGCUUACUCGGGACCUGAAGAAGUCUACGGAUAACUUGGUUGUGCACGGAAAGUUGAUCAUCGGCCUUUCUACUAAUCUAGAUGCUCCCCCUCGAACCGUUGGAGGCUCACUCAAUGCAAGUCGCCCACCCCAAUCGACUAUGCAAGGAUCGACACAAGGAUCUGCCGCUCCUACUCCCCAUGCCUCCAAUGUCGUUUUGGCAAACGGCGCACUUGUAACAGGCCCUACACCCGGUCAUGCACCCGCUGCCGGCAGCGCUGGUUCGACUGCAAAUUCCCAGGGGAAUGGUACUGGGCCUCCCAGAGAGACCGGUACAUUCAACUCUUUCGAGGAUGCACAAGGAAGGCUCCCAGCUGGUUGGGAACGUCGGGAAGAUAACCUAGGCAGAACAUACUACGUUGACCACAAUACUCGGUCAACGAGUUGGAUCCGACCUUCUGCUGAAGGUACUGUUGAAACGCAGCGUACUGAACGUGAUGCAAAUACCCAAGUUGAGCGCCAAAGGCAUCAGAAUCGUACGCUCCCCGAAGACCGGACAGGUGCCAAUUCUCCGACUCAGCAACAACCUCCGGCAAGUGCAAGCCCAGCAGCAGCGGCAGCGGCAGCAGCAGCAGCAACAAAUUCUGCAACUAUGAUGGCUACUGGUGCCACCACGGCCGGUACUGGAGAACUCCCACCACUAUGGGAGCAAAGGCACACACCGGAGGGCCGAGCAUAUUUCGUGGACCACAAUACGCGAACCACCACCUGGGUGGAUCCAAGACGUCAACAGUACAUUCGCAUGUACGGCGGUCAAAAUGCGAACAACACCAUUCAGCAACAGCCAGUCUCACAGUUAGGACCCUUGCCAAGUGGUUGGGAAAUGCGACUUACAAAUACGGCGCGAGUGUACUUUGUUGAUCAUAAUACGAAAACGACAACUUGGGACGAUCCCCGACUCCCGUCUUCCCUCGAUCAAAACGUUCCGCAAUACAAGCGUGAUUUCAGACGCAAACUCAUCUACUUCCGCUCGCAACCUGCUCUCCGUAUUCUUUCUGGCCAAUGCCAUGUCAAGAUUCGAAGAUCUCACAUCUUUGAGGAUUCGUACGCCGAGAUCAUGCGUCAAUCUGCUACAGAUUUGAAGAAGCGACUCAUGAUCAAGUUCGAUGGAGAAGAUGGUCUGGAUUAUGGCGGACUUUCCAGAGAAUUCUUCUUCCUCUUAUCCCACGAGAUGUUUAAUCCCUUCUAUUGCCUUUUCGAGUACUCCGCCCACGAUAAUUACACGCUCCAAAUCAACCCUCACUCCGGUAUCAAUCCAGAGCAUCUCAACUACUUCAAAUUUAUCGGUCGUGUAGUCGGCCUUGCUAUCUUCCACCGCCGUUUCCUCGAUGCAUUCUUUAUUGGUGCACUGUACAAAAUGAUGCUCAACAAGGCGGUCUCACUUCCAGAUAUGGAGGGUGUGGACGCCGAUUUCCAUCGCAGUCUUCAGUGGAUGCUGGAUAACCCGAUUGAGGGUGUUUUAGAGCAGACCUUCUCCACUGAAGAUGAAAGAUUUGGACAAACUCAAGUGGAGGAUCUUAAACCUGAUGGUCGAGACAUCGAGGUCACAGACGAAAAUAAAAAGGAGUAUGUUGACCUCAUGGUCAACUGGAGAAUCAAGAAGCGUAUCGACGAGCAAUUCCAGGCUUUCAUUACUGGGUUCCACGAGCUUAUUCCAGCCGAGCUUGUCAACGUCUUCGACGAGCGAGAGUUGGAGCUGUUGAUCGGUGGUAUCGCAGAAAUUGAUGUGGAAGACUGGAAAAAACACACUGACUAUAGAGGAUACACCGAGUCGGACGAAGUGAUCAAGUUCUUCUGGCAAACGAUCAGAAGUUGGGACGGUGAACAGAAGUCGCGUCUUCUGCAGUUCGCUACUGGAACUUCUCGAAUCCCCGUCAAUGGCUUCAAGGAUCUUCAGGGAAGUGACGGGCCUAGAAGAUUCACUAUCGAAAAGGCGGGAGAGUUCAACAAUUUGCCGAAGUCGCACACAUGUUUCAAUCGGCUGGAUCUACCACCCUACAAGUCCCUAGAAACACUGCAAUCGAAAUUGACGAUGGCCGUUGAGGAGACCAUGGGCUUUGGGCAGGAAUGA